AUGGUUGACGAGCGGAGAAGUUCUCUGCUCAUUUUGACGAAACGAUUCCCAUUGAAAGCUCAAGAGCAACAGAAGCAGAACCCUAAAUCUGCUGAGGAGGAGCAGACAAAGUCUGAAUCUGACGCAGAGAAACAAUCAGGCGAAAAAGAAGAAGAGCCAAAGAAGGAAGAAUCAAAGAAGGAAAAGAAGGAGGAUCCUCCGCCACCGCCUCCUCAUGGCGACAAGACUCCCUGGCAAGUUUUUACUGACACUCUCAAGACCGAGUUUAAAGCCUCAAAAGAAUGGAAUGAGUCUACCAAAGCCUUGGCCUCUUCUGCACACCAGUUUACAGAAAACGAAAACAUCAAGCGCGCUCGCGCCGCAUAUACUGCCGCUUCUGAUGCUGCAUCCACGAGAACUUCUUCCGCCCUGCGAAAUGCUGGAAAAGCUGUCGGCCAGGGUGCGGCAUGGACUUGGGACACCUCCGUUCUUAGAGGAGUUCGCGCCGGCGUCAAUGCCACUGGAAGGGGUAUCGAGAAGGCUACGAGACCCGUUCGUGAGACGGACGCCUAUAAGAAAGCAGUCGGUGGUGUGAAGGACGUCAUUGAUGAUGGAAGCUCUUCCAGAUACGGAGGCUGGGUCGAGAAGGAGGAGCGAAGGAAGCAGAGAGAACUGAGAGAACUCGAGGACAUGAAGGCCGGUCGCCACCGGAGAGCCGAGAAGAUGGAAGAAGAUCCCAAUGCUGGCACCAAUGUUACUCUGCACAAGGACGCUGCAUGGAGAGAAGCCUGGCGGGAUUUCAGAGAUUCAAGUCGAGUAAUGCAGUCUCUGUUCACGAUGAAAGAGACCUACAACGAAUCUGAGAACCCUCUAAUUUCUACCGCACGCAGCAUCUCGGAUCGAGUGGCAGGUUUCUUCGCCGAGAACGAGACAGCCAUGGUCAUCAAGAAAUUCCGCGAGAUGGACCCGAGCUUCCAGCUGGAACCCUUCCUACGCGAGAUGCGGGAAUACAUUCUUCCUGAAGUUCUUGAUGCUUACGUGAAAGGAGAUACUGAGACUCUGAAAUUGUGGCUUUCUGCGGCCCAGUAUCAGGUGUACGCGACGCUUGCACAGCAAUAUACCACUGCCGGUCUGAAAUCUGACGGUCGAAUUCUGGACAUUCGACACGUUGACAUUCUCUCUGCUCGCAUGCUUGAGCCUGGCGACAUCCCGGUAUUCGUUGUCACCUGCCGCACGCAGGAAGUCCACGUCUACCGAAACACAAAGUCAAACGAUCUUGCAGCGGGUAUGGAAGACAAGGUCCAGCUGGUCACCUACGCUAUUGGCGUGACGCGUAUUCCUGAGGAUGUCAACAAUCCCGAGACUCGUGGUUGGAGAUUAAUUGAGCUCCAGAAGAGCGGAAGAGACUACAUAUAA
Xylona heveae TC161 is the source of this 1395-nucleotide messenger RNA. RefSeq names its product TIM44 subunit of mitochondria import inner membrane translocase. NCBI's taxonomy places the organism in Eukaryota, Fungi, Ascomycota, Xylonomycetes, Xylonales, Xylonaceae. The record is from RefSeq and is a predicted model, not a curated record. Bases 1 to 1395 code for a protein of 464 amino acids. Gene Ontology annotation, cellular component: mitochondrial inner membrane. The transcript has 3 exons. Gene Ontology annotation, molecular function: protein-folding chaperone binding. Gene Ontology annotation, biological process: protein import into mitochondrial matrix.